AUAAUUGACACGGGGUUGUUUUUAUCUAGUCACCGUCUUCGAUCACCUGCGAGUACUUGUUACUAUGGUAAACAUCAUGGCGGUUGUGAUAGUUUGACAGAUGAAUUAGCAUUUUAGCAGUAUUACCGUCAAUUCUGAUAAGUUAAUCAUACAGAUAAAGUUUUGGUAAAAUAAGAACUCCAGCACGAUGUCUCGAGCCCAGGCAGAAAGUGUUAUCAAGAACAUCAUUCGAGAGAUAGCUCAAGAAUGUGCCAGCAAGGGACAGGCAGUGUCAGAAACUUUAGUUGCAUUUAUGGUAAAAGCAGUGGUACUUGAUCCAUCCAAUGAGUUUAAUGUGGACAGAACAUUGACCAAAGAUGAUGUACAGAAAUUAAUCAGGUUAUGUGUAGAUCGUCUUAUGGAUACAAGGUCUCCAGCUUUAGACACUGUCAAAAUGCAAGUGUACUUUGACAUGAACUAUACAACAAGAUCUGAUUUCUUGGAUGAACAUAGACGUGUGUUGGAAUCACGUUUACAGCCAGUACUUCGUGAGAUCACAGACAGUAGAGCGCGAACACGUGAAGAAUUAGAGAGCUUGUACCGUAAGAUUGUAUCUGCCGUGUUAUUGAGAUCUGGUCUUGGUAGUCCUACAGAUAUUGCUGUUGUCAGAGAGGCUACAGCUGCUUUGCAGAGUGUUUUCCCUCAAACUGAACUUGGAACAUUUAUGUCCCUCACUAAACGGGACAAGGAAAGACAACUGCUGGAGUUAACAAUGAUUGUUACAGGAAUACGACUCUUCAAUAAGGAGUGCGGAAAAGGUGGAGAGGGUAUUGAUGACUUGCCAGCUAUUCUGAAUGAAGCUGUACCAGCCACCACACAGAAUGUAGAUGCAGAAAUUCAUGCAGCGCUCCGAUCUGCUAACAAAUACACAGCUCUGAUAGAGAAGAUUCAGGCAGGGGACAAUGCCGAGGGGCCAUCUGUUCAGUUGUUAAAAGAGGCCCUCAUAAACUCACGACAGCACGAGGCCUUCCUUAGAGUUAUAUUGAAUGAUGUUAUAAGCUGUGCACAGCAAGUAGAAGCAUUAGAACAACAGCUAGCUGCUAGAAUGGAGCAGUUACAAGCUACUGUACAGUCAAAAACUGCCGUCCCUACAGCACAAGUCUAUCCACAAUUUAUACAUUUGUCACAGCUAUGGAGUGGAUUUCAAGAUGAAAUGGUUCUUCUCAGUGUGCUGAGUAACAUUCUAGCUAGCCUUGAUCCUUUUACAAGGGGUCACAGGGAGUUGUUUAAUGAUGAAGUCCUUAUUCCAUUCCUGAGUGGGGUCACUAUCAAGACUGAUGAAGAAAGGAUACAGGAGAUGUCUGGUGCAGAGUUCAGGGUAAAUCCAAAAGAUUUUAGAGAAUUAGACUGGCUGUUUCCAGAGACAACUAAAAACUUCAAUAAAUUACCAUUACAGUAUAGAGGAUUUUGUGCAUGGGCGCUAGCAAAAUAUGAUCGUUUAUUAUUACCUGCCAACCCAGAGAUAGGUGUACUACGAUAUCAGGAUCAUUAUUAUGCCUUCUCUUCAAAAAAAGCAGCCAUAGAAUUUGCCAAUAAUAUAGAAGGGUUCAUUCAUCAAGUAGCUGAAGGAGCCAAAAGAAGUCCAGAGUUAAUUCAGUUGCUAGAAUUACAUACCCAGUUUGCAACAAUUACACCUUAUUCACAGGGCAAGGAUCAAGGCCGUAUGAUAGAGAAGCCUGUGACGAAAUAUGACAGUGGAACACAGACGGACACACAUAUACUCGAAUCCAAUAUUGUCAAAUCAUACGAGUGGAAUGAAUGGGAACUUAGAAGAAAAGCAAUAAAACUGGCCAAUCUACGAACACGGGUGACACAUUCCAUGCAGACAGAUCUCAGCAACAUGAGAAGAGAUACUGCUAUACAAGUCUGGCCGCCAAAGGAACAAACGACCCAGACAAAGGAGGAUAACUAUACUAAUGUACCAAAACCACAGGUGUUCCUGGCAGGACUGCGCGGUGGUGGCAUGUCUGAGCCCACACAAAUGACCAAAAUGGAUCUCACCAUUGAUGUAGAUCAGACGUAAUAUUGUGAAAAGCUAAAAAAAACUUUAUAAGACUCCAUAGGAAAUAACUAGAAAAUUGGAGAAAAAAUCUACAGACUAAAUUUGAUUGAAAUCUGUCAGUCAUAGUCAACUACAUUAGAAUUAAAAGAAAGUGAGAUAGUAUUUUGUGAUGGACUUAAAUAAUAAGCAAUAUAAUGGUCAGUUUAUUCCUCGGUUAUCAAAAUUGUGUUCUCUCUGGUUUCUUUUUGACUUGGAACAGUGUACAGUAAUCUAAUUUCAUCCCACAUACUAUAUGAUAAGUGUUGCUCUAAAUAUGGCUUUAGAAUAUAGAUGUAAUACAAAAUAAAAGUCUGGUCCGACUUUCAAAUUUUAAUCAAAAAGUACUCUUUUUGAACCAACUGUCCAAAAUAUUGUUUUAUUUUUAUUAAUAAAUGUCUGCAAUUUAAUAUUUGACAUAGUAAGGUCAUUUUUUCUUCAAGGAUAUCAUCCAAAAUUACAGUUUAAUAUUUUAAAACGUUUCAAUUCUUUAAUAAAGGCAUCUAAAGUAAUGUAAAAUGUGAUGUUCCUGUUCUCUGUGAUCUUUUCAUUCAUUUGAAAUACUACAAAUAAAUAUUCUACAGUUCAUACAUCAUGAUCAUUUUGAUCAGCUUUCACAAUGGGGAAACUUUUACACACACCAUUAUAAUAUGAGUUAUCUGUGAUACAUACAUCUAUGUUAGUGAAUUGUUUUGAAAUGAACAUCCAGAAAAUGUG
Mercenaria mercenaria is the source of this 2794-nucleotide messenger RNA. Its product is annotated as cilia- and flagella-associated protein 206-like. The record is from RefSeq and is a predicted model, not a curated record. Gene Ontology annotation, biological process: regulation of cilium beat frequency. Gene Ontology annotation, cellular component: ciliary basal body; axoneme. The coding region runs from base 188 to 2062 and encodes 624 amino acids. The transcript is spliced from 17 exons. NCBI's taxonomy places the organism in Eukaryota, Metazoa, Mollusca, Bivalvia, Venerida, Veneridae.